Messenger RNA from Culex quinquefasciatus (southern house mosquito), 662 nucleotides. RefSeq names its product peptidyl-prolyl cis-trans isomerase-like 1 (gene Cypl). Gene Ontology annotation, molecular function: peptidyl-prolyl cis-trans isomerase activity. The coding region runs from base 99 to 629 and encodes 176 amino acids. Gene Ontology annotation, cellular component: catalytic step 2 spliceosome. The transcript is spliced from 2 exons. Gene Ontology annotation, biological process: protein folding; protein peptidyl-prolyl isomerization. Lineage: Eukaryota; Metazoa; Arthropoda; Insecta; Diptera; Culicidae. The record is from RefSeq and is a predicted model, not a curated record.
UCAAACGCGAUCAACAACAACGAAACAUCAGGCCGGUCGCGCGUUUUACAUUCGCAAUAUUUUUUAAUUUCAAAUUUAGUGAGAAAAACUAGUGAAAAAUGCUCGCCCUUCAGCCAGGAACGACCACCACCGGCAUUCCGGACAAGCUGUGGCAGCCGCACUUUGUCACGUUUGAAACGAGCAUGGGUGAAAUCUCGAUCGAGCUGUACUGGAAGCACGCCCCCAACACGUGCCGCAACUUUGCCGAGCUGACGCGCCGUGGCUACUACAACGGAACGAUCUUCCACCGCAUUAUCCGCGACUUUAUGAUCCAGGGCGGUGAUCCGACGGGCACGGGCCGGGGUGGAAGCUCGAUCUACGGGGCCACCUUUGCGGACGAGCUGAACGGGGACCUGAAGCACACCGGGGCGGGGAUUUUGUCGAUGGCCAAUUCCGGACCGGAUACCAAUGGGUCGCAGUUCUUUAUCACGUUGGCGCCGACGCAGUGGCUGGAUGGGAAGCAUACUAUUUUCGGACGGAUUCACACGGGGAUGCAGGUCGUGAAGCGGAUAGGACUGGCCGAGACGGAUAAAAAUGAUCGCCCGGUGGAGCAGGUCAAGAUUUUGAAGGGUAAGGUGGAGAAGUAUUGAGGGUGGGGUGAAUAAAAGGAGGUUUAAGAGUUA